Messenger RNA from Paramuricea clavata, 392 nucleotides. The record is from the annotation of a GenBank genome assembly. Lineage: Eukaryota; Metazoa; Cnidaria; Anthozoa; Malacalcyonacea; Plexauridae.
AUAUCAGAUCACAGUGAGAUUAUUACAGACAACAUUGAAAUUGCAAAGGUUAGCAAUAUUUAAUAUAAUUAGAUGAAGUUCAGUACUGGGAAAUCGUUAGUAAUUCAUGAAGAAAAUUUAAGAAUAUUGUUUGAUGAGGUGUUUUAUCCUUAUGUAUACAAAAUUCCUCCGAUUCCCUUGAAUUUUUUCCUCGAAAUUGCACAUGUGUUUGUUUUUUUCUCUUCUAAUUUUAUAAUUUAUUCUUUUGUCUUUUUCAGGGACGUGGGUCUUUUCCUUAUGACGUUUCUGCAUUUGAUAUCCAUAAGGAACUGGAGUGGAAUCCUACUGGCGACUCAUUACGACGUUAUCCAAUAAUGAUCACCGAUGAUGGCGGAUUGUUUUACUACAGGUAA